UGCAACCCUGUAUGUUAUUGACCGUAUCAUAAAUGCUGCAUCUGUCUUCCUUCCACAAGCAUCUGGAAAUGUUCCCAAGUGCUGCAAAACUUGGUGGACCAAAGACUGUUCUGUUAUGCUUCGAUCUCAGAACAGGGGGGCACUUUGUGCCGCUACCCAACGGUCUGGAACAAGAUGGAGUUUAAAAAAUGUAGUGCAAAGGCUCAUUGGACAAGGAAACAAGCCAAGAAAUCAAUUUUUAGCUCAUGGCAGCUGGAAUGGGAUGUAAAAAAAAAAAACUAUGUUAUCAAAUCCCAUCCUGGGAUUUGAUACAGACUGUCAUCCUGAACUUCCCUUUGCCUCCUGAGAAAUCACCAAUAUCUUCUCCGUGGCGAGAAUGCAAAGCUGUAUGUCCAUUGACUUGCCACAGGCACCACCUGCAAAGAAGAGAAGGGCUAGUGGAAGUCUCCCCAGCAGCUGAAGGACAAACACCAAUGCCAUGUCGACUCUGGCAACCAUUGCAAGAUGCAGGAAAUGGCACAUUGCUGCUUUGCAGACAGCGUCCUUCCCGUUGGCCAACUCAACUUUUGGGAACAUGGAUUCUCUUACCGGAGGAAGCAGCCUUCCAGGACGAUGGAAACAGCGAGAGCGACUUCUCUUCCCCAAGAAACGAACUAAUUGAGUCGCAACCGACGACGCGGCCACGAUACGAGGGCAUGUACCACUGCGAGUUCUGCCCUUACAGCAGUCCUUACCAAAUCAGUGUCACCAGGCACGAAAGGACACACACAGGAAAGAAGCCUUUCCGCUGCUCUGUUUGCGAGAGAGCAUUUGCUCAAAUGACUCACUUACAGGGGCACAUGAGGACUCACACGGGUGAGAAACCAUUCAGUUGCGAGGUUUGCCAGAAGGCUUUCACCAGGAGUCAUGACCUCAAGAUUCACAAAAGAGCACAUACUGGCGAAAGACCAUACCAAUGUGGCAAGUGUGAGAAACAAUUUUCGAAAAGAGUUCGCUUGUUAUGUCAUGAGAGAGCCCACAAUGGGGAGCGGCCUUACAAGUGUGAAGCCUGUGGGAAAACGUUUGCCCAGAUAAGCAAUUUAAGUAGGCAUAAAAAAGUGCACAAGUGAGAUUUUUGUUUGUUGUUCACCUAAGGUGAGAAACAGGCAUAUUCACAAUUCUAAAAAUUAAGAGUUGCGGUUAGGCAACAACCGUAGUUCUGCUAUGUAGCAUUUUUAUUUUGUUUUGAAUUGCCUUACUAUAGCUGCUUUUACCUUCUUAGUAAAUAUUUGCUUUAGUUCCUAUGGAGCUACGUUCGACGCUUCAUUUUGAGUGUAUGAGGAAGCUGAGUAGUUUCUCAGCUCAGAGAUUUCAAAAUGCUCAAGUGUGAUGCAGUCAAUUUCUAACUUUAUCUGUGAAAAGUGAAAUUUAUCUGUUUAUUUCUUGUUUUGUUCACACUGAUGUAUCAGUUUCGUGCAGUUGUCGAACACUUAUUCUUUUACAACUGUAUUUCUCCUCUUGCUACAAAGAAAAAAAAUGCAAAAGCUGCUAUUAAAAUAUACAUGAAAAAGAAUUUACUAUUUGUACCUUGAGAGCCGAUUGAAGUAUAACCCCGCCACAACCUUUCUUAAGGGGGCUGUGCAACAAUGUCAGUGCCUUGCUUAAAUAAUUUUGGAGUUGGUGUCUCGACCUUUCUGAAGUAAAGAACAAAAAACCGCUUUUGCCUGCAUGUCCUA
Ixodes scapularis (black-legged tick) is the source of this 1715-nucleotide messenger RNA. RefSeq names its product zinc finger protein 239. The record is from RefSeq and is a predicted model, not a curated record. Gene Ontology annotation, biological process: regulation of transcription by RNA polymerase II. Gene Ontology annotation, cellular component: nucleus. The coding region runs from base 246 to 1109 and encodes 287 amino acids. Lineage: Eukaryota; Metazoa; Arthropoda; Arachnida; Ixodida; Ixodidae. Gene Ontology annotation, molecular function: RNA polymerase II cis-regulatory region sequence-specific DNA binding; DNA-binding transcription factor activity, RNA polymerase II-specific. The transcript has 4 exons.